Messenger RNA from Bipolaris maydis ATCC 48331, 2212 nucleotides. Lineage: Eukaryota; Fungi; Ascomycota; Dothideomycetes; Pleosporales; Pleosporaceae. The record is from RefSeq and is a predicted model, not a curated record.
AUGGACUUUGCCGACACAGAGCCCACAAGCGAGGUUACGGCAAAGACAGCCGAGCAGCGAGCUCAGAGGAAGCUAGAGAAGCGCCAGCGCAAAGAAGAAAAGAGGUUGAAGAAGGAGCGCAAGGCAAAAGCUAAGCAGCAGCAGCAGCUUACCGAAGCAGAGAAUGGCCCGCAAGUUCAGCAUACUGACUCCACUCCUGUGGCUACUCCCGUCAAGAACGGCCGCUUCGGUCCGCGCGGUCCAUACAAGAAACGCGAGAAGACUUCUGACGACACACCGGUUUCUGCCCUCAAGCGCAAGAGGGAGAGCCAAGUGCAGGCGGCCGCCGCUCUGAAUGGUAGUACUAGCAACAACAACGUCGACGGCAGCGGCGGCGGCACGUCGUCGUCAUUGCUUGACCCGAAUUUCCUGUCCUCGCUCAAGGAAAAGAUGGGGGAUAUGGGGUCAGCGUUUCGAGAAGCGGAAAAGGAAGGCGAGGAGCCUGUGGCGAAGAAGAAGAGGGGACGUCCUGUGGGGUCGCGCAAGAAUGCUGCUGAGGUGGAGUUGACGAAGAAGAGGGAGACUCCGAAAGGUGCUGUUGGUAAGAGUGCUGUUAUUGCCCCGACACCGGCGUCUAGCAGUAAGAUCGCUGGCUCAACUCUCAACAAAGCAUUCAACAUGAUCAAUACGCCUGUACCGAUUCCAUCGGGCGCGUCGAGUAUGUCUGCUUGUGCAAAGACACCGGUUCUGGGGCUGCAGAAACCCAGUCUCAGCCUCAAUGGAAGCACGAGUGAGCUGCAGACAGGCAAUAAGUCAAAGCUCGAUCAAGCUGACGUUCUCGUCGUCGAGACACCUCCCUCACACAUGAGCAAAACACCAGUCACAGCAACACCUCGUCAGCCUGCUAUCCCAUUCCCUCACCUCCGGACCCUAUUCUCCACCAGCAAAUCCUCCAUGCACGUCAUCAGCAGCCAGGGCUCAGUCAACCCCCUAACCAGCAGUCAAGCCUCGAUGGACUCGCUUCCAAACACCCGCCCUCCGGCCUUCACCGCCUCCACCCUCUCCUGCUACAAACAGCAACUAAAUGAAAAGCCUAAAGGGCGACCCCGGCGCCGCCAACGCGCCAUCUCCGAAGCCCUCAGCUCAAGCAGUGACUCAACCUCGACCACACAGAGCGUGCUCGACAUGCUGACUCGGGUCCCGAAGCCCUACGGUUCCACGUCUGAGAACCCCUUCUCCUAUUCCAAAAAGAAGAAGGAGAAGAACAAGGGGGACGAAAAACACGUGGAAGCCGACAGUGAGACGUUCGAGAAAGCCUUCAAAGUCCUGCAGCGAACAGUGAAUUUCACCGAUGAGGAAGAGUAUCUAGCCGUGUACCAAAAAGUGCUCGAGCAAAGCAAAAAAGCCCAACUUCCAUGUCUGAAAAGCGCAACGGGGUGUUCGUUCCGCGUCCACGACGCAGCCUCAUCCUCAUUGUUUUCUCCCGCCGGCGCGCUCGAGAAGCCCAGCGCAGACACGCUGGAUUCGACGCAGCGAGCCGAAGCGGCAGAGACAUUUCUGCGCCACGCAAUCGCCGCGCGUGUCCCCGUUCCCCUGGGCCGCAUCACGGGCGUGUGGCGCUUGUACUGCAACGAGUAUACAGGACAGCACGUAGACAAGUACAGUGCAGGCAUGCGCACGCUGACCAUUACCUCGCCCUCGUCGUACCAGGGAACCCCGUUGUACACGGCUCGUUUGCACAUCCCGCCUCGCUCCAUGGCCUUUGUCGUUGCGCCCUUUGCCGCCCCGCCGCAUGCUGGCUUCCGCGCCACGCGCAUGAAGCUCGCUCACGAGGGGUAUGCCAUGGAAAUGGUGUUUUUUGGCAACGGAUAUGCGAGGGUUAGCGCGGAUGUGGGCUUGUUGCUUUCUGGGAAGCAUGGCACCGGGGGCCAGGUCGAGAGUGCGGGGAAAAAUAGGGGAUACGGCAUUUGGCACUUCCUUGCUGUCCAUGAGAGACCGCUCUAUUGGGAGCCUGAGGUCGAUGAGUUGGAGGUUGAGGGUAGGAAGUUGUUUGCUGCGUAUGAUGGUGUCGAGUGAGUGAUGAGCAUCGGGGUGGUGGGGGGUUAUGUAGGAUAAGGGGGAUUGCAUCUUUGUGUUUUGUUUGACGUAACUACUGCUAUAUGCGCAAGUAUCGUCGUGCGAUUAAUGAGCACCACAGUUCUUUGUGGUUUCGAAUGAAGGAUUCUGUAUGGUU